Stylophora pistillata is the source of this 1224-nucleotide messenger RNA. RefSeq lists its product as uncharacterized. The record is from RefSeq and is a predicted model, not a curated record. NCBI's taxonomy places the organism in Eukaryota, Metazoa, Cnidaria, Anthozoa, Scleractinia, Pocilloporidae. Gene Ontology annotation, molecular function: nucleic acid binding.
AUGCUGCUCCGACUGCAAACGUACAAUCUAGAUGACCAGUACAAACCUGGCUCACAAAUGUACAUAGCAGAUCAUCUUUCCAGAGCCUAUCUUCCCAACCAAGAAGAACAGGAUGAAGAAUUUCAAGUGUUUGCAUUAGAAGUCGAAGCCUUGAACCCGUUUGAUUCCCUGGCCGUGUCAAGCGAAAGGCUAGCGCAGUUACAAAAAGCAACAGAGCAAGACCUAGUACUGCAAACUGUUAAGAGCACAGUGGUGAUAGGAUGGCCAGAAGAGAGAGGUGAGACACCUAUUCAAAUGAGAAAAUAUUGGACCUGCAGAGAAGAUAUUUCCUUGCAUAAUAGAAUACUGUUCAAGAGCCAACGCCUCAUCAUCCCUAAGGCCCUUAGACCAGAAAUCAUCUCCAGAAGCCAUGCAAGUCACCUCGGCAUUGAGGCUUGUCUGAGGAAAGCUCGAGAUGUAGUCUUCUGGCCUGGAAUGAACAGUGAGAUAAAGGAAGCAAUCGCAAAGUGUUCUCUGUGUGCAGAGUUUCAAGCAAGGAACCCUAAAGAACCAAUGCAGACAUUAAAAGUUCCAGAUCGUCCCUGGAGUCGACUAGCAGUUGACAUGUUUACCCUUCAGAGAAAAGAGUAUAUUUUCCUUGUGGAUUAUUACUCAGACUUCGUAGAAGUCCAAGAACUCAGUGACACAACUUCACCAACCAUCAUUCAAUUUCUGAAGGAACAGUUCAGCAGACACGGAAUUUCAGACGUACUUGUUUCAGAUAAUGGUCAACAACGAACAAGCCAUGAAUUCAGGAAAUUUGCCAUAGAGUGGGAGUUCAAACAUGUAACCUCGUCGCCCCAUCAUCACAAGUCAAAUGGGAAAGCUGAAUCCGCAGUGAAAAUCACCAAGAGUCUGUUAAAUAAAGAUCCCUGGCUUGCCUUACUUGAAUACACAAACACACCCGUCGAAACCAUAGGAUCAAGUCCAGCACAGCGACUUAUGUCCCGAAGAACAAAGACUCUCAUGCCAACAGCCUCAACCCUCCUCCGUCCUCGUGUCGUGGAAGGCGUAGAAGGUCAAAUCAAGCUAAAAAGGCAGAGAGCAAAGAGUUACCAUGACCAAACAGCAAAGUCAUUGCCGCCAUUGGAAAUGGGUCAAGAGGUCAGAGAAGCACCACUGCAAAGAGGCAAGAGCUGUCAAGCAGGAACUCUUGUCAAGCAACUGACAGGUCUUACCUUUUGA